CAAGAGCCUUGGCCGCUGGGGCUGCGGGAUGCUAGCGCUGUACCAGCAGCAGAACGGCGCGGACGCGGAUCGCUCGCCCGCCAGCGGUGGACCCUUCGGAACUGAGUGAGCCUACCUGCCCCGUCACAUACGCUCCCCGCCAUGGCUCCUGGAGAGAAGAUCAAAGCCAAAAUCAAGAAGAAUCUGCCCGUGACGGGACCCCAGGCGCCCACCAUCAAGGAGCUGAUGCGGUGGUACUGUCUCAACACCAACACGCACGGCUGCCGGCGCAUCGUGGUGUCGCGGGGUCGGCUCCGGCGCCUGCUCUGGAUUCUGUUCACCCUGACGGCCGUGGCCCUCAUUUUCUGGCAGUGUGCCCUCCUCAUCUUAUCCUUCUACACGGUCUCCGUCUCCAUCAAGGUCCACUUCCAGAAGCUAGAUUUUCCCGCCGUCACCAUCUGCAACAUCAAUCCUUACAAGUAUAGUGCUGUGCGGGACCUUCUAGCAGAGCUGGAGCAAGAGACCAGAGGGGCCUUGAAGACCCUGUAUGGCUUUUCAGAGAUCACGUCGAGGAAACGCCGAGAGGAUGAGUCCCAGAAUUCAGCCUGGGAGGGCACAGGGUCCAAAUUCCUCAACCUGAUCCCCCUGCUGGUCUUCAGUCAAGGUGAGACGGGCAAGGCCAGGGAUUUCCUCACCGGACGGAAGCGGAAAGUCAGCGGGAGCAUCAUUCACAAGGCCUCAGACGUCAUGCAUGUCCACGAUUCCAAGGAGUUGGUGGGAUUCCAGCUGUGUGCAAAUGACACCUCCAACUGUGCGGUCUACACCUUCAGCUCGGGGGUCAAUGCCAUCCAGGAGUGGUAUAAGCUGCACUACAUGAACAUCAUGGCCCAGGUGCCUCUGGAGAAGAAAAUCAACAUGAGCUACUCUGCUGAGGAGCUGCUGGUUACCUGCUUCUUUGAUGGGGUGUCCUGCGAUGCCAGGAACUUCACGCUUUUCCACCACCCAAUGUAUGGAAAUUGCUACACGUUCAACAAUAGAGAAAAUGAGACCACUCUCAGCACCUCCAUGGGGGGCAGUGAAUAUGGGUUGCAGGUCAUCCUGUACGUAAACGAAGAAGAGUAUAACCCCUUCCUGGUGUCCUCCACGGGGGCUAAGGUGAUUGUCCAUCGGCAGGAUGAAUACCCCUUCAUCGAGGACGUGGGGACGGAGAUCGAGACGGCCAUGGCCACCUCCAUAGGGAUGCACCUGACGGAGUCCUUCAAGCUGGGCGAACCCUACAGCCAGUGCACAGAGGAUGGGAGCGACGUGCCCGUUGAGAACAUCUACGGCGCUGCCUACUCCCUGCAGAUCUGCCUUAACUCAUGCUUCCAGGCCAAGAUGGUGGAGAAAUGUGGGUGCGCCCAGUACAGCAAGCCUCUGCCUCCGCCAGCCAACUACUGCAAUUACCAGCAGCACCCCAACUGGAUGUACUGCUACUACCAGCUGUCCCAGGCCUUUGUCCGGGAAGAGCUGGGUUGCCAGUCCGUGUGCAAGGAAGCCUGCAGCUUCAAGGAGUGGACACUGACCACCAGCCUUGCGCAAUGGCCAUCAGAGGUUUCCGAGAAAUGGUUGCUGUCUGUUCUCACUUGGGACCAAGGCCAGCAAAUAAAGAAAAAACUCAACAAGACAGACUUGGCCAAACUGUUGAUAUUCUACAAGGACCUGAACCAGAGAUCCAUCAUGGAGAGCCCUGCCAACAGCAUCGAGAUGCUUCUGUCCAACAUCGGGGGUCAGCUGGGCCUGUGGAUGAGCUGCUCCGUCGUCUGCGUCAUUGAAAUCAUUGAGGUCUUCUUCAUCGACUCCCUCUCCAUCAUUGCCCGCCACCAGUGGCACAAAGCCAAGGGGUGGUGGGCCCGGAGACAGGCGCCCCCCUGCCCAGAGGCUCCCCCGAGCCCUCAGGGCCGGGACAACCCAGCCCUCAACAUAGACGAUGACCUGCCCACUUUUACCUCUGCCUUGCGCCUGCCUCCAGCCCCGGCGGCCCAGGUGCCCGGCACGCCGCCCCCCAGAUACAACACCCUGCGCUUGGAGAGGGCUUUCUCCAGCCAGCUCUCAGACACCCAGGUGCCCGCCGAGUCCUGAGGCAGGGGUGGGGAAGAAAGAUCGAGCCAGGACCACCAGCCAUGGUCUGAGAACUUGGACCCUUGUCUCCCGCACGCAGAAGGGACCCUCUGCAUCCUGCCUCUGGGGUUUUCAAAGACACUGGCUCCAAAUCUGCUUUGAACAAGAAGAUGGGGCCCGGGCAUGUGCAGGGGGCUGUUGGACCCUGCCCAGCAACACUCAAAGCCGCCCAGGACAAGAUCAGUCCCGCGGCCCAAACACUCAGCAUCUCUGCCAUGCAGAGAGAGAGAUGGGGCCAAGGAAACCGAGCCGGCCUGCACAGAGGCCGGGAGUGAAGCCCGACAGCGUUCUUCUCGAGAUCUUGAGAAAGAAAGACUCCUCCGAAGCCCCAAGCUGGGGGGUUUCAGCCACUUCCCCAGGCCGGGCUGGGACCCAAGGAUGUGACCUUAGGUAUCGAGGCCAAAAGACCACCGCCCGGUGUCAAGGAUGGGAGGAAGGAAGCUCCAGGCCUGGGGCUGGAGCCAUCUGGGAAUACACUGUUCCUAAGUCAUUGACCCCGGGGCAAGGUCUGCUCUGUGCCCCCAGGUGGGGAGCUGGCCCAAGGUCCUCGGAGUGGUGUAGAGCAAAGGGGUGCACUUUGGGAGGCCUGGGGUGUGGCUGGAGGUCCUCCCUCUGGGCUGGCUGGGGAGCAACAUUCUGGGCAGCUAAACCAGUGCCCUUGGCCCCUUCCCCAAGCAGAGAAGGGCCAUUUCAAGGACACUGUGGGACCUGCCUGUCCAGUGUUAGCCCAAGGCAUAAUGGAUUAUUUCCUGAUAACCCACCUCAGCUGCUUCUCCCCCAAAGCAGACCCUGUAAGCCCCCCCAGAGGGCUGCCCCACACCAACAAGCCAGCCACCGCAGACAACCGCUUCCUGCCGCAUUCACAUCUUCCAAGAGGACACGAACUAACGUGUAUCGAGCCCCAAACAGGUGCUCCAUGUCGCCUCCAGAGCAGUGUGCCGUGCUGUUCUAAGCACUUGCAGAGAUUGGCAUAGGGGACUGCCACCUGCAGCCCACAGGCCAAAUCCUGGUUUCACCUGUGACCCAAGAAAGGGUUAGGUGUUUAUUUUUCAUAUCAUUAAAAAUAUCAAAAGAACAUUUUGUGACAUGACCAUUGUAUGCAAUUCAAACUUCAGUGUCCAUAAUAAAGUUUUAUGGGACACAAA
Phacochoerus africanus (Common warthog) is the source of this 3284-nucleotide messenger RNA. It is a transcript of the gene SCNN1G, whose product is annotated as sodium channel epithelial 1 subunit gamma. Lineage: Eukaryota; Metazoa; Chordata; Mammalia; Artiodactyla; Suidae. The coding region runs from base 142 to 2100 and encodes 652 amino acids. Gene Ontology annotation, biological process: sodium ion transmembrane transport. Gene Ontology annotation, cellular component: membrane. Gene Ontology annotation, molecular function: ligand-gated sodium channel activity. The record is from RefSeq and is a predicted model, not a curated record. The transcript is spliced from 13 exons.